AUGCCUGAUUCCUCUCCUUCUCCCGCUCCCGGCCCCCGGGCCAUCAAGAUCCCUUUGCACACGGGGAACAAUGCAGACUACUCUCCGCCGAACCGACGUCGACGAAGUGAACGCUACCCUCACCACGCCGAAAGUGCCGAAGCUUCUGAUGCUGGCCCGUCAUCGCUAGGCUCAGGCUCAGGCUCCGAUCAAGACUCGCACUGGUCCUACAGCCCUAUUCCCACUCGGCCCCAGCCCCAGCAUCUCCUGCGCAACAAUGUCCCUUCAGCGGGUGUGGUGGUCCGACUCCCUGCCUCGUUACACUCCGACAACGAGCCCAGCCCAUCACAACGGAAAGACAAGCACAAGGCUGGCCUCCCGCCGCCUAGCAGCAUGCCCAUGCUCUUCAACGCUUCCUCCUCUUUACUUGGGCCUUCGAUGCUCUCCUCCAGCUCUUACAAAUCCAUCAAUUUGAAUGCUCAUCACGACGAUCCGGACGAGCCCCCUCGACUGAUCACAUACACAAAAUAUAGCCAGGGGUUUACAUGGAAUGACGAGCUGUUCUUGCCAAGCUAUAUGCUGGGACGAUAUGGGGAGAGGGGCCGAAAGAAGCUAUACGACGGAGACUUUGGGGACGAGGAUCACUGCCCUGUGGCUGAGAUCUUCGUCACGGACGAAGAGGCCGAGGCCAUGAUGCCAUGA
Cladophialophora psammophila CBS 110553 is the source of this 681-nucleotide messenger RNA. RefSeq lists its product as uncharacterized. The coding region runs from base 1 to 681 and encodes 226 amino acids. Lineage: Eukaryota; Fungi; Ascomycota; Eurotiomycetes; Chaetothyriales; Herpotrichiellaceae. The record is from RefSeq and is a predicted model, not a curated record. The transcript has a single exon.